CGACGACGACGACGCCAACAACUGAUCCAAGAUCCGAUCCCCCAGCCAGGCCAUCCAAUUCAAUUCAUCUCCUUUCAAUCUUCCCACGGCGUGACCGAACUGACCUACCUCAUCCGCCCACCACCCCAGCACCUGGGCCUUCGAUAACCCCGAAACCAAACCCGACCUUUCACCCUCCACCCUCCACCCCAUCCCCAUAAACAUUCACCAUGGCCGGAGGUGCAGCCAAAUUCCGCCACUUGAGCCGCAAGUCGUCUCAUCGUCAAGCUCUCCUCCGUAACCUGGUGACCUCUCUCUUCAAGCACGAAUCCAUCACAACCACCUGGGCCAAGGCGAAGGAGGCGCAACGACUAGCCGAGCAGCUGAUCACUCUGGGCAAGAAGAAUUCCGAAGCUAGUCGGAGACGCGCAUUGUCAACGUUCUAUACCCCACACGAGAUCCUCCCCAAACUCUUCGGUCCUCUGCGCGAACGUUACGCCGAACGGCCAGGCGGUUAUACCCGCGUGCUCCGGGUCGAGCCCAAGAAGGAUGAUCAAGCGGCCAGCGCCAUCCUGGAACUGGUGGAUGGGCCGAAAGAUAUGCGGUUUGCGUUGACGGCACGGACGGUCGCCAGACAACGGUCGCAAGGACUGGAGACACUCAAUGAACUCACUACCAUGAAUGUCAACAAGGUGACGCGGUUCAGGAAAGGCGGCGUGGCGGAUCUGGAGCGCGAGAUCAAGCGCUUAGAAAUUACGGGUCAUGGCCGGGAGGACAAGGCGAAGCCCGCCAAGCCCGCGAAGCAAUAGAGGGGGGAAAGGCAUGUGUCGGGGUUGCUAGAAGAGCCUGUACCCCCCGGGGGCAGAGGGGUCUAUUGUAUUAUCUUACCACCGUGUUUCGUUUUUCCAUCCAGUUGGCCAUCAUGAUUGUAAUUCUAGCUGUUUCCCCCCUCCUACUCGAGUAUCGUCGACAUUAUCGAAGAAGUGGAGUCAUACAGUUUAUUUAUCUAAGCACUAUUCCCCGCCCCCAAG
Molecule: messenger RNA, 1010 nt
Organism: Aspergillus sclerotioniger CBS 115572
Lineage: Eukaryota; Fungi; Ascomycota; Eurotiomycetes; Eurotiales; Aspergillaceae
Product: mitochondrial 54S ribosomal protein bL17m
Exons: 2
Coding region: 210-788 (192 amino acids)
Biological process (GO): translation
Cellular component (GO): mitochondrial large ribosomal subunit; ribosome
Molecular function (GO): structural constituent of ribosome
Source: RefSeq, a predicted model, not a curated record